Molecule: messenger RNA, 6535 nt
Organism: Passer domesticus (house sparrow)
Lineage: Eukaryota; Metazoa; Chordata; Aves; Passeriformes; Passeridae
Gene: SORBS2
Product: sorbin and SH3 domain containing 2
Exons: 31
Coding region: 632-6469 (1945 amino acids)
Biological process (GO): Notch signaling pathway
Cellular component (GO): dendrite; plasma membrane; synapse
Molecular function (GO): protein binding
Source: RefSeq, a predicted model, not a curated record
UGCAGUAUGUAGGUCAUAAUAAAAAGCAGCUUUUUCACCAGCUUUCGAUGGACUGCAUGGCCCAGUGCUGUGGUUGAUUAGUUUGUGGUACUUGUGCUGUUAAGAGUAGUGGUAUUAAAGCCAGCUCACACCUCCUUUUUAAAGAUAUCGCACGUUCCGUGCUAGACAGAGCACAACACACCCAUUGUGUCCCUCCGUUUGGCGUUCAAUAAAAGGAAGGAAACGAGCACUCCACAUGGAGCACCAGCACAUUAAUAGCGCAAGACGGUUAAACUUUUAUUGAACAAUCCCAGGGAUUCUGAGAUAAUCUGCUGAAGGGGUCACACAGUCAGUGGUUUAGAGAACUGCCUUCAUCUGUGAUCUAGAAAGUGGAAUAUGCCUUUACACAGUGGUACUGCAUGAAUAUUUAUGAUUGAGUCUGUAAUUAUGAGGAAAAUUAUAAACAAGCAGAGCUAAGAUGUUGACUCUUGCAUGUGAGUUAAAUUAAUUUCUUCAGAGAAACCUUCAUAAAGGGCUAAAUAAACAAGGUCUACAUACACAGAAAUUUCUUUCUUCUGCUGCAUUUGAGACACAGCUAAACUCAUCUGUCUGGAAAUCUGAAGAUUUUUAUAGCAAAUCCUCCAGUGUCAAAAUGAACACAGAUAGCGGUGGGUGUGCUCGCAAACGUGCUGCAAUGUCUGUCACAUUAACUGCUGUGAAGAGAGUUCAGAGUUCUCCAAACCUAUUGGCCUCAGGGUCUGAUUCUCAGUCUCCAGAUUCAGCUUGGCGAUCUUACAAUAAUGGCAGCAGAGAGACCCUGAAUGGAGACGCUAGCAGCUCAUCUCUUUCAGCAAAAGGUUUCAGGAGCGUGAGGCCAAAUCUGCAGGAUAAAAAAUCACCAACUCAGGCACCUCUGCCACCUCCUAGAAAAGAAAGCUUUCAGAAAGCAAGAGUAACUAAUCACGAGAACGAAAUGAAUCUCCAGGCAGUAACUGCUGGUCCAGCUGAACACCUCCUCACAGAUACUGCCUAUUACACUAGUGAGACGUUUGUGCAGGAGACAAUGUCUUCUCAAAUAUCCAACACAAGUGUGUCCUAUGCACAAAAAAUCAUUAAACCACUGACCUCAGUCUCCAGUGCAGACACAAGCACAGUAGCUGGCAUUAAUACUACUCUCCAUCAAGGCCAAAGGCAACAGUCUCAAAAACGUAAGAUAUCUACCCUGAAAUUAACCCGGACACGUGAGCCAGAAAGUCUCACUCCUUAUAAUUCACAGCAACAGCUCAAGCCUGUUGAAGAGCCAGUAUUUUCACAAAGGCCUGUCUCACCUGCCUGUAACCCCAUGCCUGAGGUACACACAGCAUCUCUUUCCGUUCAGAUAGUUCCCACCCCUGACAAUAAAGCAGAGCCUGAAAUCCAAGAUCAUCCACCUAGUAUUUCUCCAGACACUUCAAAGAUGUCUUCAAAGGAUAUGGGACAAAAGUCUACAGUUCUUCCUUCUUCACAGGCUGCAGAAUGCCAUGUGCUUGGAAACCAGAAAGUAACUGCCCCUGUGAUGGAGGUAAAUGCUUCACAGACACACAGACAAACAUCAACAGAAGCUUCUCCACUGCCUCUUCCUUCUCCUGUGGUACCAGUUAACAGAGCCUCUUUCUCACCAGACAGUGGCACCCACCUAGUACCAUAUUCUUUGCCAACGCUUGACGAUUUUUUGCCUUCACGCUUUUCUAAACCCCCAGCCCUGUCCCAGUGCCUGUGCCAAUGCCCGUGCCCGGCUGCUGCCAGCGCUGCGCAGAGGAGCGGAGCAGCCUCUGUGAGCGCCGACUCUGCCCUGAGCGAGGGCUCCUCGCGCACGGCGAGCGAGUCCUCCACAGCCAUCCUAGAUGAGCUGCAGACUUGUAGCUAUGACACCACUGACUGCUCUGAAACACCUUCCCCAACCUUGAGCCAGAUGUCUGCUGUGUCAGAUGGCACCACCUUAACCAACACUGCUGCCACUUCUCAUGCUCAGAUCACAGUGAAUGGGAAUUCUGGCACUGCUGCCAGCCCAGUGAGUCACUUUCAAAGGCCUUUUUCCCCUUCUUCAGCUUACCCUCCACCAGCUUCACUCAAUUCCAACAUUGUUAUCAUGCAGCAUGGCAGGAUGAUGGAGUCCACAGAGACAUACUCACAGCAUGUUCAAAAUGUUGGCACCACCACCACCACCAGUACAAUACCAAUCUGUAGAUCCUCAGAAGAAGAAAAAAAAAUUACAGUAAUUAAAGCUCCACAUUAUGCAGGGAUUGGCCCGGUAGAUGAAUCUGGAAUCCCUACAGCAAUUAGAACGACAGUUGACAGGCCAAAGGAUUGGUACAAGACAAUGUUCAAGCAAAUCCAUAUGGUUCAUAAGCCUGAUGACGACACAGACUUGUAUAAUACUGCAUAUGCAUACAAUACUGGUAGCUACAGUCCAUCCUUCUCUGCUCAGGCACACCCAGCUGCAAAGACACAGACAUACAGACCACUGUCCAAAAGUGCUUCUGACAGUAGCUCCGAUGCCUUUAAGGUCUCGUCCCCUUUGCCACCCCACGUGCCACCACCAGUACCACCACAUCGUAUGAGGCAACGGUCUACACCAGAAAAGAACGACUGGGAUCCUCCUGACAGAAAGGUAGAUACUCGCAAGUUCCGUUCUGAACCAAGAAGUAUUUUUGAGUAUGAGCCAGGAAAGUCAUCCAUCCUUGAACACGAAAGACCGACUGAUCGCAUAAACCCAGAUGACAUAGAUUUAGAAAACGAACCCUGGUAUAAAUUCUUUUCAGAGCUGGAGUUUGGACGUCCGCCACCUAAAAAGCUUUUGGACUAUGUUCAAGACAGUUCUUCUGGUGUUUCCAAUGAGGCUUCCUUAUAUCAUCACUAUUCAACAGACAGAGGCUUGGACAGGCCCUCCAGUUCUGCAAGUACUGCAAGUGACUACAGAAAGAGAAGGAAGUCAGAGCCUGCUGUAAGUCACCAGAGGGCACACAGCGAUCAGAACGCCAACAGAGCUAACCUGGGCCGUACAGACACACAGGGCUCAUGUUCCACCCUUAGGAAGCCUUUAACUAGCUCAUCUCCUUCUUCUCCAUCACGAGCUAAAGGUGGGGAUAUUAGCAAAGUAUAUCCAUCCCUUUUAAGUUACUCAGUGCACAACCACAACACCUCAAAUGAAUUAGAUUACUGUAGCACUUACAGACAACAUUUAGCUGUUCCAAAUGAUUCAAGAAGGGCAACCAGCUACAAGAAUGGCUGGCAAAUGACUCGGCAAAAUGCAGAAGUCUGGAGUAGCACAGAGGAAGCUGCUUCUCCAAAGAGGAAAUCUCGUAGCUGUGAUGACCUGUUGACAGAUGAUCACGAUAACUAUCCCGAUGCACAGGCCAAGGCUGAAAGCAUGGGCUCUCUCUUGUGUGAGGAGGACUCCAAAGAAAUUUGCUCAAUGAACUGGAACUCCCCAUAUGUUGAGGGCCGUGGUAGUGGUAGGUCAAGAGUUCGUCACAGAUCUGCACAUGAUGCUCCAGGUUUCCUGAAGAUGUACAAAAAGAUGCACCGCAUCAAUCGCAAGGACUUGAUGAAUUCUGAGGUGAUUUGUUCUGUCAAGUCCAGAAUACUGCAAUAUGAAAAAGAGCAGCACAAAGGUAUACUUCAAGGCUGGAGAGAGUCUUCUACUGAGGAGGUGCCCAGAGACAUGGUGCCAACCAGAAUAUCUGAAUUUGAAAAGUUAAUUCAGAAGUCAAAAUCAAUGCCGAACCUUGGUGAUGACAUGUUGUCAACUGUUACAUUAGAGCCUCCUAAAAAUGGCUUGUGUCCACAGAGGCGAUUUUCUAUCGAAUCCCUGCUGGAAGAAGAAACUCCAGUCAGACAUCCCUCUCAGGUACAACGGAGCUACAAGUCUAAAACCCUGGUGCCAAUUCAUAUUGAAGUGACCAGUGAUGAGCCACAACGAUCACAUAUAGAUUUUUCAGACAGCGAUCAAGAUGGAGUGGUUUCUGAUCUCAGUGACUUUAUCCAGAUAGAGGGUUCAUCCUUUUGUAGUGAAAGUGACUUUGAUCACUUUUCCUUCACUUCAUCUGAAAGCUUUUAUGGAUCAGGCCAUCACCACCACCACCACCACCACCACCACAGGCAUCUCAUCAGCUCCUGCAAAGGGCGAUGCCCAGCAUCCUACACCCGGUUCACCACCAUGCUAAAACAUGAAAGGGCUAAGCAAGAAACCACUGAAGAUCCAAGGAGACAGGAGGCAGAAUCCGGCCUGUCUAAGAUAGCAUUCCUCGUCAGUCCAGUGCCUUUCCGGAGGAAAAAAAGUGCAGCUCCUAAAAAACAAACUGAAAAGAAAAAAUGCAAGUCAUCUGUGUUUGAAGCACUAGAUUCUGCACUUAAAGACAUCUGUGACCAAAUCAAAGCUGAAAAAAGGCGGGGAAGCUUGCCCGACAACAGUAUAUUACACAGACUUAUUACUGAGCUGCUUCCAGACAUUCCAGAAAGGAAUUCAUCUCUUAAAGCUCUGAAAAAGAGUCCCACGCACCAGCCUUUUCAUCCACUGCCUCAAGAUGGUGCUAUCCAUUGUCCACUGUACCAGAAUGAUUGUGGAAGAUUACCUCUUAGUGCCUCUUUUCCAGACAUGGAUGCAACUAACAACAAUGAUAGUGCACUGUGUUUCCAAGUAGACCAGGAGUCUCCUGGAAGCUAUUCUUCUGCUUUCACUGAUGUGGGACGAUGUACUCCAAGGGAGAGAAGAGGAACUGCAGACAAAGAGAAACUGCCAGCUAGAGCUGUAUAUGACUUUAAAGCUCAAACUUCUAAAGAGCUGUCCUUUAAGAAAGGAGAUACUGUCUAUAUCCUCAGGAAAAUUGAUCAAAACUGGUAUGAGGGUGAGCACCAUGGAAGAGUUGGAAUAUUCCCAAUUUCUUAUGUUGAGAAACUUUCUCCUCCAGAAAAAGCACAGCCUGCCAGGCCACCUCCCCCUGCACAGAUUGGAGAGAUUGGAGAAGCUGUUGCCAAAUAUAAUUUCAGCGCAGACACAAAUGUGGAGUUAUCACUUAGAAAGGGAGACAGAGUAAUUCUUCUUAAGCGAGUUGAUCAAAACUGGUAUGAAGGUAAAAUACCAGGAACCAACAAACAAGGCAUCUUCCCUGUCUCCUAUGUAGAAGUCAUCAAAAAGAAUCCAUCAAAAGGUGUAGAUGACUAUCCUGACCCUCCAAUACCCCAAAGCUAUUCUAGUGACAGAAUACAUCAUUUAAGUUCAACUAAGUUGCCUUCCCAAGCACUGACCCCACUUUCCAGACAACCAUCAUCUUGGUCACACAUUGAUGAAAAGAUUCUCCAGGUUGACUGUAGUGACUUGUUCUCAAGGACUGUUGGGUUUUCACCUUCAGGCAUGUGCAACUUAACUUCUCCAUCAGUUUCAGACAGCUUUCUUUGUGACUUAGAAGAACUCAGUUCUUUGGCAUUAGCAACCUCCCAAACUGUAGCAAUCUCCCCAGGUAAUAGCAUUCACCACGUUAAGGAUGGUCACUUUAUGCCAAAUACAGAGGUGUUUCUCAGCUCUCCUACAGAUCUCCCUCUGUCCUCUCUUGUAUCUCCCUCUGUCUCAUCUUCAGCCAACUCAUCUCAUGAUAUAGCAUAUAAGCAUGUCACCAACAAUACCAAGUCAGGAAAAGAUAAAGACAUAGAAAGCAUAAUUGACCCUUUAGUUAUUGAAGAACCUAGAGAUUUGUCAGAUACUACAAGAGAAGGUGAACGUGGGGCUAUGCGUAACAUCCAUUCGCCAUAUGAAGAAGGUUCCUUGUCCAGUGUGCUAGCUGCAAGUGCUGAAAACGAAGAGGAAAUCUGCACUGCAGACCUGUCACUUAAUAGAGGGGAUCAGUCAGAACCUCAAGAAUCAGAUUUCUCCGGAGAAGCACAAGACACAACAGAAGAACUGACUAGACUGUAUAUAGAGGAGGAUCUAGUACAUGACAGUUUAGAAUUCCCAACAGCAAGUGAAGAAGAUUCUAUGGAUUGUUAUGAAGGAUAUACUUCACCAAAUAUCUUUAAGGCACCUACUUCCCACUCCGUUCCUACAGUAUCCCUGUCUACUGCUUCCCUCUCUGCUCCUCUCCUCUCUAAACCCUUACAUCAGCAGGAGAAAGACUCACUACAGUUAAAGGCUAAUUUAAAGAGGGAGCUAUUUGUUAUGGGUAAACCUCCUCGUAGCCCAGUGAUGACUAAGAGAUCCUGCAGCUCACCUGUCAGAGGUCACAGCUAUUCACACAGGCCACAACGCCCUGUGCUUUCUCAUGAAAAUAUACACGGUGGGGGGGAACCGUUUCAGGCUCUAUAUAACUAUACUCCUAGGAACGAAGAUGAAUUGGAGCUCAGAGAGGGAGAUGUCAUUGAUGUGAUGGAAAAAUGUGAUGAUGGAUGGUUUGUGGGAACCUCAAGAAGAACCAAAUUGUUUGGUACUUUCCCUGGAAACUAUGUCAAGAGGCUGUGAAAUUUUUUUUUCAACUUAUUUAUGCUGCAUCUCUGCAACACAUCUGCAUAAAGCUGCUAGAAAACA